UGGGAAGUCAAGUCUUCUCUUGCGAGUCUCGUCGAAGGCAAGCAGUGUGGAGCCCGAAUUUGUGUGAUUUGUCGUAGUCGCGGGCCACCGUUCACGAUGUCUACCAGCGCGCCGGCACCGAAGAAGGCAAAGAAAGCCGAGGGGUCCGCGGCGUCGGGCGACGGCGAUGAGAGCAGGGAUUACGAUGCGGAGACUCAGAAGGCGCUGGAAGAAAUCGACGCCUGUCAGAAUGAGAUAGACGCGCUCAACGAGAAGGCCAGCGAGGAGAUCCUGAAGGUGGAACAGAAGUACAACAAGUUGAGGAAACCGUUCUUCGAGAAGAGGAAUGACUUAAUCAAGAAGAUACCAAAUUUCUGGGUGACAGCCUUUGUGAACCAUCCACAGAUCUCUGCCAUCCUUGAUGAAGAGGAGGAAGAGAGCUUGCACUUCCUCUCCAAGCUGGAGGUGGAAGAGUUCGAGGACAUCAAGUCUGGCUACAGGAUCAAGUUCUACUUCGAUGAGAAUCCAUACUUCGAGAACGAUGUUCUCAUCAAGGAGUUCCACCUUGGCUCCUCUGGAGACCCAGCCUCCCAGUCCACGCCCAUCAAAUGGAAGGAGGACAUGGACUUGACCAAGCGGCACAAGCAGCGGCAGUCGCAGAUGAAGAGCAGUCGCAAGAGGGCGCACGAGCAGCCGCGCACCUUCUUCAACUGGUUCACCGAUCACGGGGAUGCCUCUGCCGAUGACAUUGCCGAGGUGAUCAAGGACGAUAUGUGGCCGAACCCCCUUCAGUACUUCCUUGUUCCAGACAUUGAAGUCGAGAAUGGUCUCGAAGGCGAUGAGGACGAGAGUGAUGAAGAGGAGGGUGGUGAUGCAGUAGUGGUCGUAGAAGAGGAAGGUGAAGGCGACGAGGAUGACGAAGACGACGAUGGGGAAGAUGACGGUGGGGACCUGGAAGGGGAAGGUGGUGACGGGGACGACUGAGCCUGGGAAGAGUGCGCAUCAGGGGGGUCGGAGGGGGCAAGAAGGGGAGGACAGCUGUGCUGCCAUCUGGUUUGUGGAGGGGGAGGACAGCCCCUCUCCUUCAUUCAUUGAGUCAUUCAUCUCUUCACCCUGUGGGGAAGGGGGGCCUGACACACACAUACAACACGAUUGCAGAGAGACAAGGUGGGCAUAAGCGCUGUGUUGAAAACACGUACACAAACACACAUGAUACACCAGUGACACCUGCAUGCAUUACCUUCUCUUCCGCGACCACCAAAACCACCGCCACCAGUCCUCUCUCUUCUCUACGACUGCAAGUCCCGGAAAGAGCAUUUGUUGUUUUCUGUUUUUCUUUAUCCUCCCCCCUUUUUUUACCACCACAUGUGCAUAGAAUUCCAUAACUUCGUUUGAGCUCUAUUUUUUUUAUUAUUUCCUUGUUAUAACUUUCUUUCUCUGACAAUGAGUUGCUCUUUCUGGUCUGCCAUUAUACAAGGAAGGAAAGGCAGAAUUGUGCCACUUAGUUUUGGUUUGGUAGCAUCAGCCUUCCUGCCUGGUGGACAAAGGCAAGUGAAUGCGUAGCUUGCUACUUAUUUUUGUAAGCAGUCGUCGGCAGCAGAUGCAGAAAGGAUCGCUCUGUUGCGACAGGCAGCGCCAUUGGCUUGAUCUUGCUCUUUAUUUUGGGAAGGGGGUCACGAUUGCUACAACGACUUUUAACAGGGAAGCGUGUGGCUGUGUGCAGUACCUGCAAGGAGGGCUUUUUCAUUCCAUGAGUUGGGACUUACAGAGUAGGCUUGCCUGCUACCAAACCAAGACGAACGCGGGGCGCCGUGUACAAGGUUUGUUGGGGGUCCCGUUUAUUUACUAGCGCUGCAAAGCUACUCUCUUUAAGUAGUGCUGACUGGGAAGAGGUUUUUGUUCGCUUGCUAUUUCAUUGGCCUGUCACUAUUUGUCCCAGGGAACUAAAGCACUGGUCCCCACAACUUGUCACGGAACGGCAUCAUUAUUUGUCUCAUUACGAUGUAAAUUUUGACUGAUAUUUCGCCUUGCACAUUUGUAUGGAAGAAACAAGUGGCAUUUCUGUAUUUCUGACGUCUUUUCUUUCCCAUUGUUUUGUUUGGUUCAUAUAAAUACUGAGAAAGAAAUGACCUCCUCCUUUUCACAGUGUGAAUUUUUAUAUUGGUGUAAUGGUCAUUAGUAUAAAAAUAAAAGCUUUCCAUCCCA
This is a messenger RNA of Rhipicephalus sanguineus (brown dog tick), 2184 nucleotides long. It is a transcript of the gene Set, whose product is annotated as protein SET. The record is from RefSeq and is a predicted model, not a curated record. Gene Ontology annotation, molecular function: chromatin binding; histone binding. Lineage: Eukaryota; Metazoa; Arthropoda; Arachnida; Ixodida; Ixodidae. The transcript has 6 exons. Bases 97 to 963 code for a protein of 288 amino acids. Gene Ontology annotation, biological process: nucleosome assembly. Gene Ontology annotation, cellular component: nucleus; chromatin.